Anopheles marshallii is the source of this 2790-nucleotide messenger RNA. It is a transcript of the gene Kap3, whose product is annotated as kinesin-associated protein 3. The coding region runs from base 1 to 2790 and encodes 929 amino acids. Lineage: Eukaryota; Metazoa; Arthropoda; Insecta; Diptera; Culicidae. Gene Ontology annotation, cellular component: axoneme; kinesin II complex; ciliary transition zone. The transcript is spliced from 8 exons. Gene Ontology annotation, molecular function: kinesin binding. The record is from RefSeq and is a predicted model, not a curated record. Gene Ontology annotation, biological process: microtubule-based movement; cilium organization.
AUGCUGUUAGCCAACUUUUUGCAUUUGCUAGCGGGAUUAGCGUUGUUCUUUUUUACAGUUCAUUACAUUUAUUACAUCGUAACAGCACUGUAUCGGUUUUCUGCUAGCGCACAGAUGCAAUCGGAAGAUGCGAAAUACAUCAAAAAACGAUGGAAGGGGGGAACUGUCGAACCUCACCCCACCGAAAAAGCGCUUAUUGUGAAUUACAAGCUGGAAGCUGCUGUCUUCGGUGACCCUGGAGAUCCAAUGUUGGAGGACAAAAAGGACUGUCAACGGAUCAUACGGCUAAAGUCAUUAAAUUCAAAAACAGAUCCCGCUGUACUCGCGCGAGAAGUGGUAGAAAAGUGUGACCUAAUCCACAAAUCUCAGCUCUGCGACAUUGAGCAAAUUAUCUACUACUUGAAGAAUCGCAAAGUGGUGGAAACACCUGUCGUCGGCACUGGACACCAACGGUCCGUUUCGCGUAUUUCCGAUAAACCUAGCUCCACCAUAGAUACGGAAAAGGCUUCAAUCAGAAAUGUUGACGAUUAUAUCGAGUUGCUUUACGAGGAUUUGGCUGAGAAGGUGAAGGGUUCCCGGCUGAUACUGCAGCUAGCGCGUGAUCCAGAUAACUUGGAAGAAUUGGAAAAGAAUGAAGCGGUACUCAGUGCGCUUUCUCGCGUGCUACGCGAAGACUGGCGACGCUCGCUGGACCUUUCGACCAACAUCAUUUACAUCUUCUUUUGCUUUUCUACCUACACCAACUUCCAUUCCGUCAUAGUGAAUUAUAAGAUUGGUUCGCUCUGCAUGGAUGUGAUCGAUUACGAGUUGCGCCGAUACGAUCAGAUGAAGCAUGAUAUUGAUGCGCGCAAAAGCAUGUCCGCAAGCUUCAGCAAUGGUAAUGUGAAGGAAAAGGAUAUUGAAACCGUCGGUGUGAAGAGUAGCAACGAACAGCUGGAUACAAUUAUCGACCAAGAAAAGCCAAAAGAGAUGGAACCACCCAGAAGACGUAUACCGGAACUGAAGCAACGCCCAAAAUCGGGCAACUGGAGCAGCAAUCUAAGUGGAAGUGGCAUCAGUUUGAAUAGCCCGCUUACAAAAGCACACUCGAUGAAUAACAGCUACCACGAGCAGCUGACAAAUGAAUCUAGUCCUACCAACCAUGGUUUCGCCAGUCCAAUCGCUAGCUCAAACUCGACCGAGUCGAUGAACGCUACCGGAAGCGUACCGCACACACCCGGCUCGGCUGGAACGGACAUGGCCGUGUCCGAAAAACCCGAUCCGCGCAAACUAAAAGACGACUACGAUAAGAUCAACAAACAGUUCAAACUCUUUGUCCGCAAGCAGGAACAGUUGCUGCGUGUUGCUUUCUACUUGCUGCUCAACAUAGCCGAAAACGUAAAGCUGGAGGAAAAGAUGCGCAAGAAAAACAUUGUGAAAAUGCUACUGACCGCACUGGAGCGACAAAAUUUUGACCUGCUCGUGCUGGUUGUUACUUUCCUGAAGAAGCUUUCCAUCGUGCUGGACAACAAGGAGGAAAUGUAUGAACUUAACAUCGUGGAAAAGCUACCACGGUUGCUUCAAUCCCAGAAGGAUCUCGUGCAGAUGACGCUGAAACUGCUGUUUAAUUUAUCGUUUGAUGCACGCUUGCGGGCGAAAAUGAUACGCGUCGGACUGCUGCCGAAGCUCGUCACCUUUCUCAGCGACGAUAAACAUCACGGUAUAGUGACGAAGAUUCUGUACCACAUGAGCCUGGACGAUAAGGUGAAGUCCAUGUUUACGUACACCGACUGUGUGCCGGUGGUCGUCGACAUGCUGCUGCUGAAUCUGAACCAAAAGUCUGACCCGGAUCUUAUCGCGCUUGGCAUCAAUUUGGCCUUGAACCGGCGCAACGCGGCAAUGAUGAUCGAAAACAAUCGCCUGCACAGUCUGAUGUCGCGUGCAUUUAAAUGUCAGGAUACGCUGAUUAUGAAGAUGAUACGAAACAUUUCACUACAUGAUACGCUGCGGCCGCACUUUGUGGAUUUUGUGGGCGAUCUCGCUAAAAUUUUAACCGAGUGUGAUGAAGAAGAAUUUUCCGUCGAGUGUCUUGGUAUUCUGGGCAACUUAGCGCUAGCUGAUUUAGAUUAUUCACAAAUUAUUCAUAACUUCAACCUUAUACCACUUAUUCGCAAUAUGCUUGUACCAGGUAAAUACAAGGAUGAUCUGGUUUUAGAGAUGGUUGUUUUUAUUGGCACGUGCGCACUGGAUGAAUCGUGCGCUAUGCUCUUAUGCAAAGCGGAUGUUAUUCUAUCCCUAAUCGAGCUGCUAAAGGCCAAACAGGAAGACGAUGAGAUGGUACUGCAGAUAGUGUUCGUGUUUCAGCAGGUAUUGCGCCACGAAAGCACACGCUGCUACAUGAUCAAGGACACGGAAUCGCCGGCCUAUCUGAUCGAUCUGAUGCACGACAAAAACGAAGAAAUACGACGUGUUUGUGACGUGUGCCUCGACAUUAUUGCAAUCACUGACAGUGAAUGGGCAUCGAGAAUAACGCUUGAAAAGUUUCGUAACCAUAACAGCCAGUGGCUUAGUAUGGUGGACUCACAAGAAACGGCUGACGACAUUCAAACGUACGGUCCGAUUGAGGACGAUGAGGCCGAUCUGCCCACCUACCUUACGUCCGAAUAUCUCGAUCAGCUUUACCUGCUGGGCGGUGACACGAACGACGAGAAUGAUUGCAACAAACAUCGCUCUGGUUCUUCAAUGUCUAAUUACAGUCGUCCCGUCAGUCGCUAUAGCCGUGAUCUAGAAGAUAUGGAAAUUAUUCAUUAA